This is a messenger RNA of Funneliformis geosporum, 176 nucleotides long. Lineage: Eukaryota; Fungi; Glomeromycota; Glomeromycetes; Glomerales; Glomeraceae. The record is from the annotation of a GenBank genome assembly.
GCCGCUUUGAACAAAGUAGUGAAACUUCUAAAAGAAAGCCGAAUUCUGCAACUGAUAGGAGUAAAGUUAAUAAAAAAUCAAAAACAGCUGCUGUUCCAAAAGAUUCAUGGCAUAAUAUUCAUGAUUGGAUAGAGUAUCAUAAUAUUGAUGAGAAAGUUUUUAUGUUUUAUACCUGA